Messenger RNA from Dendrobium catenatum, 534 nucleotides. RefSeq names its product DNA-directed RNA polymerase V subunit 7-like. Lineage: Eukaryota; Viridiplantae; Streptophyta; Magnoliopsida; Asparagales; Orchidaceae. Gene Ontology annotation, biological process: DNA-templated transcription initiation. The record is from RefSeq and is a predicted model, not a curated record. The coding region runs from base 1 to 534 and encodes 177 amino acids. Gene Ontology annotation, molecular function: single-stranded RNA binding; single-stranded DNA binding. The transcript has a single exon.
AUGGUGUUCUUGGAGAUUGAAAGGAAUGCUGAGGUGGCUAUCCCUUUUAGUGUUAUCAAUUCCGGAGCUCACACUCAAGAUGAUAUUAUAUUCCUUGACCUCCAUCAUAAAAGUACUUCUGAAAAAACGUCCAAGGAAAACGGGUAUUGUGUUGCAGUCACCGGUAUAAGCCCAAUUUCUACAAUGCACAUUGAUCAUGUUUCAUAUCAAGUCUUGUUACCAAUAAACUUUAGUUACACUACUAUGAAGCCUUGCAAGGGUGAGAUCUUAAUUGGCACAAUAACUGAGAUUAAGCAAAAUGGCAUUAUUCUCAAAUCUGGGCCAAUGAAGAACAUUUUUCUCUCCAAAAUAAGGAUGGAAGAUUACGAAUUCAGACCGUUUAAUGAGCCAAUGUUCUUAAAAGUAAAUGGACUUUCAUACAUGAAGAAAGGAACUAAGGUGAGGUUCAGAGUUCUCAGCGUUAUAUGGAUUCAAAGUGAAGAAGAGUUUAAUAUUGGGGCAACUAUUUUAGGUGAUUAUAUUGGACCUAUUUGA